CGUAGCCGGAAAUUCCGUAAAUAUCGCGAUUCGCGAUCGGUCGCAUCUCUAACCUCGAAAAAAAAACGCGAGGAAAACACUCCUCGGCGAGGCUGACGAGUUCGUUCGCUUGACGCGGCACACAACUUGGGCGAGAAAUGCGAGAUGUAUCCCGCGAACCACAAGACGAUAUUCGUGCUGGAUCACACCCCGUACUUCGGCAUCUCCACCGAGUGCCCGCUGGAGUUCGACUUUCUCAAGAGCAGGGGACAGAACCUGAUCCCGCUGGCGCCGGUCUGCAAGUCCCUGUGGACCACCAGCGUCGAGGCGUCGCUGGAGUACUGCCGCAUCGCCUGGGACCUCUUCCCCGCGGGCAAACUGAUCAGAUUUGUCGUGACCGACCGCGCAGCUUACGUGCUCAACUCAUGGAGCCCGUUGCAGCAGAAUUUGAAUCAUAUAAUGAAUGGCACUGCCAUUUUAGGAGUGCCGACGAAGACGCCGGAACCUGGGGAGGACUAUUCGGUGAUACACGGCCUGCGCGUGGCAAUCGAGACGCUGAACGAGUGCUCCGAGAUACAGCACGAGAAGAGGACCUCGCUGAACGAGAACACCAGCAAGCUGAUAAACCGAGGCAGGGUAAUAUGCAUCACAAGCGCGCGUGACAACAGCAACAUGAAGAGCUUGGAGAAUAUAUUUUUGAACGAACUGGCCCAGGAGAACAAGAAUGCGCUCGCCUCGGAUCAUUUGAUUCCCGUUGAUUAUUGCCAUUUGGUUAUACUGAACAUAUAUCCCAACAACAUCGAGUCUCAAGUCACUAGUCAAGGUCCUCGAGAGGUAUCACCGUUUCUUACAGUGGAAGUGCAUUCGAUCAAGGCUUCGGCGCUUCAUUCCAAGUUAUCCCAUCUGAUUUUGUCUCACUACGACUUGGCCAGCACCACAGUAACGGGUAUACCCAUGAAAGAGGAGCAGAACGCCAGCUCGUCUGCCAAUUACGAUGUGGAGAUAUUUCAUUCCUCUGCCGCGCACACUGCGAUUUUAAAAGGUAAUCCGCAAGAUUCAGCACUGAUCAAGACAUUCAGGCGCUUCGAAGAAGGAUCGGAAUACGAGACGGUCACGUUGAAGUGGUGCACGCCGCGCGGCUGCAGCGCGUCAGAGAUGCAAAACUGCACGGCGAUGCACCGAAUCACACCAGUGGACGUCAAUAGCAGGCCGUCUUCUUGUUUGAUUAAUUUUCUGCUGAAUGGCAGAUCGGUGAUGCUGGAGAUGGCCAGGAAGGCCGGUGGGAAGACUAUCUCCCAUCUGUUAGCGGCGCACGGCGGCGAGAUUUUCAUUCACACGUUAUCGACUGCACGAAGCGUCCUGGAGGAUCCACCUUCCAUCAGCGAAGGAUGCGGUGGACGUGUCACGGAUUAUAGAAUAACCGAUUUCGGUGUCCUCAUACGAAAUAACAUACUGGUUCCAUUAAAACGUGCUUCAAAUUCUAAUACCGACGGACUAGUAGAAAAAAUGAGAUCACGACUGGAACGUCACACCAAAUAUUGGCCCAUGACUAUUUCCAGCACUCUCAUGCUUAAUUUAAAACAGGUGAUAGAUCCACUUCCAGAAUUAAUGGUGAAGGCGGAGCUCACCACAGAAGAGGUGCUCCAGUGCAAGCAAGUGAUUUUUAAUGUGCUGAACCUAGAGGCGAAACAUGAGACUUUACCUCUGCCAAGUAUCGGGGGAGGUCGCGGCGGAAAAGGAGGAGUACGCAGAGAAGAACAUUAUCGUUUGCUGUGGGAUGAGAUAGAAACGUUUCUUAAGCACCACGCCAACAACUCGGCCGCACAUACUGAAGUCCUUAAUUGUUUAUUGGAGAUCAGGAAUAAAGAUGAAAAGGAUAAGGUGGAACUCGAUCAAGCUCUGCGGGAAUUGGAUAGCUUCGGCAAGGAGGACGGGACUGCUAGAGUCAGCGUGAUUAGAGCAACAACGGACUCGCCGAUGUCACCGCCGGCAAGCGUGUCAAUACCUCUGACCAAACAGCUACACAAAGGCAACAUUACCGUGUCGAGGAGUCUGUUGGACAUCUGGUUGCAGCGCAGCGCCCCAAAGGACAGAAAACCGGAUUUCCACGGCAGAGUCAGUAGCGACGGACUUAAAGCGAAGCUGUAUCCCAAUUUAAAGGAAACUGGACGAGAACCCAGAGAGACCAUGCUGGAGGGAUAACGGACGGAAGAGACGGAGCAGAGUGCCGUGUAGAGACGCCAUAUGUGACAUUGUAAAUAUAAUCGCAUUGAACAUAUUAAUAGGUUUAUUCAAUCAUUCGUAACUGUACAGAAUGUGUUUGACAAGUUAAAGCUACAUUAAAAAGAUGUCAAUAAUUAUACAUUUCUUGCGUUAAAAGCAAGUGUAUAUAUAUUUCUGAUUUAGUUUAUCGUGUCGACAAUCUUGAAAUAAUAAUACAUAAUUUAUAAGAUUUAUAAUUCUUAAUUAUUUGAAGGAGGAGAAAUAAUUUUAUAGUUUUUUAAAUAUCCUCAUUAACAAUGUAAUAAGAUUUAUCUAAAUAAUUCAUAAUUCCACAAAAUCUUGUAUUCCAUACAGAAUUGACGUUUACAAAAAUUAAAUAAUGAAUCUUGAACAAAAA
Wasmannia auropunctata (little fire ant) is the source of this 2599-nucleotide messenger RNA. It is a transcript of the gene asun, whose product is annotated as protein asunder homolog. The transcript has 9 exons. The coding region runs from base 145 to 2181 and encodes 678 amino acids. Lineage: Eukaryota; Metazoa; Arthropoda; Insecta; Hymenoptera; Formicidae. Gene Ontology annotation, biological process: regulation of mitotic cell cycle; centrosome localization. Gene Ontology annotation, cellular component: integrator complex. The record is from RefSeq and is a predicted model, not a curated record.